Messenger RNA from Notothenia coriiceps (black rockcod), 1461 nucleotides. RefSeq names its product CDC23 (cell division cycle 23, yeast, homolog) (gene cdc23). Lineage: Eukaryota; Metazoa; Chordata; Actinopteri; Perciformes; Nototheniidae. Gene Ontology annotation, molecular function: protein binding. Gene Ontology annotation, biological process: positive regulation of mitotic metaphase/anaphase transition; cell division; protein ubiquitination. The record is from RefSeq and is a predicted model, not a curated record. Gene Ontology annotation, cellular component: anaphase-promoting complex.
AUGGCGGCUCUCUGUAGUGAGUUUGAGGACCUGGUACAGAUCAAGAAACAGCUAAUAUCGGUGAUAUCGCUUUCUAAAGAAAGAGGACUCUUACACAGCUCCAAGUGGACUUCUGAAUUGGCCUUUGCUUUGGACCCUCUUCCCAAAGAUGAAUUACCUCCGUCCCAUCCUUUCACUGAGGAAGAUGCACAGGACCUGGAUGCACUUACGCUGGCCAAAUCCUACUUUGACCUGAAAGAGUAUGACCGAGCUGCUUACUUCCUGAAAGGCUGCUGCAGCCAGAAGGCUUAUUUCCUCUAUAUGUAUUCUCGCUAUCUGUCAGGCGAGAAAAAAAAGGACGAUGAGACUGUGGGCAACCUGGGUCCACUGGAGAAAGGUCAGGUGCGCAAUGAAGCCCUGCGAGAGCUGAGGGUUGAGCUCAGUAAGAAACACAACGCAGGAGAGUUGGACGGCUUCACCCUGUACCUGUACGGGGUGGUGCUGCGAAAGCUGGACCUGCUGAAGGAGGCGGUGGAGGUGUUUGUUGAGGCUAUUCACGUGCUUCCUCUUCACUGGGGAGCCUGGCUGGAGCUCAGUAACCUCGUCACCAACAUUGAAAUGCUGAAGUCUCUGUCCCUGCCAGACUGCUGGAUUAAAGACUUCUUCAUGGCGCACAUGUACACAGAGCUGCAGAUGAUCAAAGAGGCGCUGCAGAAAUACCAGAACCUCAUCGAGGCCGGCUUUUCUAAGAGCACCUACAUCAUCUCACAGAUUGCCGUCGCCUACCACAACAUCAGAGAUAUUGACCAAGCUUUGGCUCUCUUCAACGAGCUAAGGGAGCAGGAUCCUUAUCGCAUCGAUAACAUGGACACAUUCUCCAACCUGCUCUAUGUCAAAAGCAUGAAGCCAGAGUUGACGGCUACUCUGGCCCACACCUGGUGGAAGAUCGACAAUCAGGGUGGAGAAUGCUGCGUUAUCGGUAACUAUUAUAUAGCUUCCGCUCUCCAGCAUGAGAAGGCGGCUCUGUACUUCUCCAGCCGGGCCCUCAAACUGAACCCUCGAUGCCUCGGGGCCUGGACCCUCAUGGGCCAUGAGUACAUGGAAUAUGAAAAAACCACUUCGGCGGCCAUCCAGGCCUACAGGCAUGCCAUUGAAGUGAACAAGCGGAACUACCGUGCCUGGUACGGUCUGGGUCAGACGUACGAGAUCCUCAAGAUGCCUUUUACUUGUUUGUACUAUUAUCGAAAAGCUCACCAGCUCAGGCCCAAUGACUCGCGUAUGUUAGUCGCACUCGGGGAAGAGCUACGCAAAAACUGAACACAGCAAUUUUGAAGCAAAGAAGUGUUACUGGAGGGCAUACUCUGUUGGAGAUGUAGAGAAAAUGGCUCUACUCAAGUUGGCAAAGCUCCAUGAACAGCUGAAUGAGGUCUGAUGAACGCUGCCCAGUGUUACAUGCUUUACAUCCAAGACAUUUUCUCCUGU